UUAGAAUACGUAAAAAGAAAAAAAAUGGCUGCGCCCAUGAAUUACCAUGCAUGAUAACAACCAGGGAUUGUUAACGGUAUCAUACGAGCGCAUAAAACGCAAGUUUGCUUUGUCUGGCAAUGGCUGUUUCAAGAAUGAAGCUGAAGAAGCUGGAGGGUCACCUUCAAAGUGUAGAAGUUUUCGACAACCCUAAGAUUUUGCUGGAGCAAUAUCCAACAACACCACAUAUAGCUUCCGUGAUGUUGCACGAGAUUCAAACUAAGUUUAAUGACAUUGAUGGAUGCACUGUCCUUGACCUUGGAUGUGGGUGUGGUGUUCUGAGUAUAGGUUCCGUAAUGUUAGGAGCUACUUAUGUUCUGGGGAUUGAUGUGGAUGAAGAAGCUUUGGAAGUCUGUCAGAAAAACUUGGAUGAUUUUGAUAUUUUAAAUGUAGAUUUGCUUCAACAGGACAUUGUAAAUAUCUCCCCAAAAGAUGUGAAGUGUGCUUCGGAGAACAUUUUCUCCAAGAAAUUUGACACUGUGAUAAUGAAUCCUCCAUUUGGAACUAAAAAGAAUGCAGGCAUUGACAUGGAAUUUGUGAAGGCUGGUUUGAUGAUGUCAACAAAUGCUGUUUAUUCUUUACACAAGUCUAGCACAAGGGAACAUCUACGCAAAAAAGCCAAGGACUGGGGGGUGUCUAUUGAGAUUCUGGGACAGUUUAAAUUUGAAAUUGCAGAUACCUUCAAGUGUCACAAACAAAAAGUAGUAUGUAUUGAUGUUGAUUUUGUCAGAUUUGGCAAUAAAUGAUAAAUCAGUAUGAAUACUUAAAGAUGAUCUUGCCCUGUCAUUUCAAUCAGACACGGAAAAAUGAAUAAAUUGCCAAAUAGCAUUUACAUGUCUACUUAUUUUUAAGUCACCUGAUUCACUCCAGUCACCUCUUGCUAUCCACUUUUACCUGAAUUAUGUGCAGGCCAUUAACUGAAUAGCCAGAGCAAAUUUGGCACGUAGUGUAAUGUAUUGGUGGUAGGGGGACUAUAAUUUCAAGUUUCAAGCUCUUCCUUAUGGCCAUAGAGAUAGGUCAUAGAAAUAGUCAAAGAUAGGUCAUAGAGAUACAUGUAGGUCAAAGAGAUAUGUCAUAGAAAUAGGCCAUAGAGAUAGUCAAAGAUAGGUUAUAGAGAUAGGUCUAGAAAUACAAAUUGCUGAUUAUUAAAAAAAUUUGCAGGAUGUUAAACAGACAAAAAGAUACAUUGAUGUGUUUCUGCUAACGUCCAAGUAAAAAUUAGGAUAGGUUGUUUGGAAUUUAAAUUAUAUUUUUGUUAUGACCCCUUCAAAGAAGAGGGGCAUGUUGGUUUACACCUGUCGGUCGGUAGACCACAUGUUGUCCGCUCAAUAUCUUUAGAACCAUUCGCUUGAUGAUAAUGAUAUUUCAUAUGUGGGUUGGUUAUGAGUAGAAGAGGACCUCUAUUGUUUUUCAGGUCAAAAGAUCAAGGGUCAAUCUAGUCUGGAAAUGGGAAUAUACUGUCCGCUCAAUAUCUUUAGAACCCUUUGCUUGAGUGACAGACAUCAAACUUGAUAUACUGGUACAUUCCUAAGGAGUAGAUGACCCCUGUUGAUUUUGAGGUCACAUGGUCAAGGGUCAAACUGGACAUAGGAAUAUACUGACCACUCAAUGUCUAGAGAACCCUUUGCUUGACAGAUAUCAAACUUGGUACACUGGUACAUCUUCAGGAGAAGAUGACCCCUAUUGAUUUUGAGCUCACAUGGUCAAGGGUCAAACUGGACAUAGGAAUAUACUGUCCGUUCAAUAUCUUGAGAACCCUUUGCUUGACAAACAUCAAACCUGGUACACUGGUACAUCUUCAGGAGAAGAUGACCCCUAUUGAUUUUGAUGUCACAUGGUCAAAGGUCAAUGGUUGAACAGGACAUAGUAAUACAUGUAUAUUGUCUUCUAUAUUUCAAGAAUUAUUUGCUUGAUUGACACCAAACUUGGUACACUGGUACAGCAUAAGGAGUAGAUGACCCCUAUUGAUUUUUAGGUCACAUGGUCAAUCCACUCUUGACAUAGGAAGAUAUUGUCUGCUCAGUGUUUUGAAUUGAUGAUACUACCAUCAAUUAAAUGAUGUGUGUGUAUAACCUUUUUCAAUUUUGCACCACGGGGGCCAUAUGUGUUUUACAAACAUCUCUUGUUCAUCUCCAUUUAAGUUGCUGGUACAUUUACAUGUCUAUUUACUAGUAAUAACGUAUUGAACAUGAGACACUAAUUUUUCAGUAUCAAAGCAACUUUUUAAUAUGAUUUGUCAUAGAUUAACUACAAAGUAAUGUCAACUCUCUAAUAAAAUAUUUCUUCAUUGAUUUCUUGAACAAUGUGCUAUAAAAAAAUCUAUGGCAGGGUAUAUAAUUUUGAGGUUCAGGUCAGGUUAGCAGAAACAGCCAUUUUUAUUUUAGGCUUAAUCUGUGCAUAAGCAUUAAUUAAGUUAUUGUAAAAUUCAUUCCCUCCAGAGCAGGGGUUAAGGUAGAUCGAUCCUCAUGUGAUGUCAUAGGUUUUUGCAAAAAUCUUUUUUAAAUUAAACUUUGUGAAUGAUAGAAUUAUAUCUUUAAAGAGGUUUGCACCUGAUAUAUGGAGUAAUGUCAAUUUUUUGGGAAAUGUAUUUUUGAUUUCUACAUUGAGGGAGAAUUAGGAAAUUUUAAAAAGAAAAACUGGGAUUGCAACUCCUGUUAUUGAGCUACAGUGUUCUAAGCAUGACCUUUUUGCCCUUAAAAUUUAUUCAAUUAAACUUGAUUUGUCUGUUGGCAUCAACACAACAUAAGCAACACAAAUCAAUCAUUACAUAAAAUAGAUAUAAAUAAUCAUGUCUUCUAACACUACAGAUAAAAAAAAAAAAGGUUUAAAACUAGUAAUGGAAACAAAUAAUGACCUUUUUGCACUUGAUAAUAUCAAAGUUGGGAGUUUAAAAGGACAUAUUAGGAGUAAUGUCAAUUUCUAAAAUUUUACAUAAUUGUCAAGGUCUGAUCUUACAAUUUAAAAUGGAACUAAAAAAAAAGUGGGGGUUGGAGAUAAAAAAUUUAAUAUUGGCGAAAAUAGUGAAUUUUUAUACAAAAAAAUCAAGUAAAUUAGUUAAAACUUUUUUAAGAAUCAGUGAUCAGUUUGGAAAAAUAUGUCAACCAAGUUGAUAAAUUACGAUAUUUGAACUAGUUCCAAGUCCACCUACCUGUAUCAUGAAUUAUAAAACUGAAAUACAUUUAAGGAGUAUAAAAAUAGAAGAUACAUUGGAUCAAACAGAAACUGUAAUAUCAUGCAGAUUUAGAACUUUUUGAUUAAUGAAUCCUUCCACCACAAAAUAUAGUCUCUGCCAAAUCCUUUCUAAAUUUGAACGGACACCAAAUUUUUCAACUGGAUAUGGUUCAGCAUUAGAUGUGUAAUAUGUUUUCACCAAUGGGAUCAGAAUUGAACCAUUAAAUACUUAGUUGUAGCAUCCUGCACAGUUGUACUCAGAAUUUAGCUACCUUCCUUAAGAGGAAUUUUAUUCACUGGGUAAAAUAAAAAAUUUGGUAAACUAUUGAUAGUGAAAAAGUUUAUAACUCCUAUGCUGGUAUUUCUCUACCGUAUGUCUCCCUAAUAGCCACUCACAAUUUAUACAUCCCAGUAUUUAUAAAUUAGCAAUUUUUCUAAACUGUUGACAUUAAAAAUUUGUCAUUUUAAUAAGUUUUUAAAAUCUAUUAUUCUGUUUUAAGAAAAUGUGUGCAAUCUGAUAUUGACAGUUUAUGUAUGUCUGACAUCUUGAAAAAGGUGGCUACAUACAUAUUUUCUUUGGUUGUUAAUUGAAUUAAUCUAUUUUGAGUAGAAAUUAAUACAGUUUUUCCACUUUCAACCAUUGACAUUGAUAAGUCACAUGAGGAUGGAGCUACCUUAAGUUGAAAGUCAGCUUCUUUUUUACAUGGCAUCAAGCAGACAAAUGUUGCAUGAUUGAAACGAGCAGAAGGUUGUCCUCUACAAUUUCUACAAAAUGUCCAAUAGACAAGUUUGUCAAGCUCCAGGAUGGAUCUAUUUUAAAUUUUAAAAUCAUAUAAUAGUUUGCAAGCAUAUUCCUUUAUGCUGAAUAUGUAUGUACUUAGUCUGACAUAUAUAGUUUAUGAAGAUACAAAUUGUUCAGCAUUUUAUUUUAUAAAUUUAAUUUUAAAAACUUUAAUUAUGUCCAUGUAGCACUUCAACUGAGAAAAAUAUGCAUACCUGCAAGAGAAAGGUUGGUAUAGAUUACGUUUAGUGCAGCCAGUUGUUAUGGUAACACACAUACUGUGAAGAAAUUGUAUGGUAUCUAAACUAUUGUAAUAAGAGGAUUGUACUGUACUGGUAUCUAGGCCAAGUUUUACAGAAGGUCGUAAAUUUUGUUGUUGACAUAAAUGUAGGCUAUAUGAUUGAUUUUAGUAAAAAUGUCGACCAUUAGAAAUACGCACCUUAGUUAAGCAUUCUAAUCAUUAAAAAUGGUAAAAUAAAAUUUGAAAAAUUUUCACCUCAAAUCGUGUCCAUGCCCUUUUAAAUUCAAAUUAAUAUCUUUUGACUAACAUAGAAAAAUAAAGUUAUCCAAAAUUGUUGAACAAUAGGAUAUUACCAAAUUAAAUGAAAGAUUGUUUCCUACUCUUCUUCACAAAAACUACAUUAUAGAUUUCAGCUUUACCUAUUUCAUACAUGAAACAAUUGGUAGUUAAGAUCUGAUGGUUAAGUCUGUAUUGAAACCAUUGUAAUAUGCCAUCUUUUGUUACCAGGAAUGGACGAUAGUAAAUCUCUUUUAAUCGUACAUCAGUUAUUUCAAAAUAUCUAGCCCACUUUUCUUUACCCUAAGGAUUUACUACUGGUUUAUUUAAGAUCACGUACAUAGGUUUGAUCCUUUUCUAGUAAGAGCAAAGACUGAUAUUACAAGGAAUCACUGGACUUUUGUAUAAAUCCAAUCCUACUAAAGUUAACAUUUCUUAAAUCCGAUAUAAUUGUUUGUUUUACAGCAUUGUGAGUUACAUAAUUUGUUUUGAUAUUUAAAUUUAAAUUAGUGACAAAAAAUUGCUAUUUUCAUCCAAUAUGUCCAGUACAUGUUUUAUGCCUUUUUGAUACCAAGACUUAUAGAAGACAAUUUGUUUUUCAAUUCUGAAAUGUUUAUUAUACCAUAAAGGUUGACUGACAUAUUCAUGCCAAUUUAUUUUCUUAUAGAUAUAGCACACAGCAACAAUGUUGUCAACAUUUUAAAAGAGCAAUCCCUGAGGGGCACAAAUGGAUAAUAAUAUGAAUAUAUGAAAGAGAUGUUUAGGCAUUGGAUAAUAAUGAAGAGAUGAUUAGCCUGCAUUGCAUGAUGAUGAAGACAUGUUUAGGCAUUAUAUAAUAAUGAAGACAUGUUUAGGCAUUAUAUAAUAAUGAAGACAUGUUUAGGCAUUAUAUAAGAAUGAAAAGAUGUUAAGGCAUUAGGAUAAUAAUGAAGAGAUCUUAAUGAUGAAGAGAUGUUAAGGCAUUAGGAGAUGUUAAACGGACUGGUUCACAUUUUUUGACAAAAAUAUUUUUCAUUUUUGACAUUAAAGGGAAAGGCAACCCUAACCACAUAUUUGCUUUUAUGAAUAAAGUAUGGCUUACUGAUAUCGUAAUUGACAGUCUUUAACAACAAAAAUCCUAAUUGAUUAACAAUUAAAUCAAUAUUAAUCUAUCAUGUAUUUUAAAUUACCCGCCGCUAAGAGAGUGGCCAUUGAAGUCACACCGUCUAUUCCGGUUUAUUUCAUCAUCAGCACUGUAAACAUGACAAGUCACGAACAGUUAAGUUUGGAGCCGUAUAGAUUUGAGCCCGUUCUUUCGCAAGAAGAAAUUGAGAAAAGAAGGCGUUCGAUUGAGUCAAAGACAAGGCAGACGGUAAACGUUCUUCAUACAAAUGUCUUGAACCUCAACUUGUCAUUACGCAAAUGAUGGAUCAACAGUUUACAUAGUCUUUUCUUUUCAAAUGACUUGGUUGAGUCGGGAAUUUCAGGGGAAAAAAACUUUAUCCACAUCUCCCCUUCACAUUAGUGUAAUUAACUGCUUGCCAGGAAGGCAUUAACCUAUUUAUUCGUAAAAUCUACCACAUGCACAACUUUGAUGAUCUCACAGAUGCUUGGGUUCAUGACCCAUAUAUAAGUAUUCUAACCUUCCUGCUUUAGACAUAAAACGUUCAGAACUGGAUCCUGCGUGUACAUAUGUAAUAUACUUACAUGCUGUAUUCAGUAAGAUGAUUUUGAACAAUGGAAUAUGAUACUACAAGUACAUGUCUUUGCUUUGUACACAUUUCCUUUGCUUUACACUUGUAAGCUGUCUUGGUUACUGGGAGUACAAAACCAACAGUCUGGUACAAUAGAUUUACUACCAGACUGUUAACAGGCACUGUCCCUUGGUGCCCCCUGUAAUCAAGUAAACAAUUCACACCUUCUUUAACACUUCUACAAUUGAUCCUACAUGUACAUGUGUUUUAUACUUGCAUACUGUUCUUACUGAAAUAUAAUUAUACUGAUUUGAUUACAAUUGCAAUUUUAUAUGUAUUCACAUAACACUAUCAUUAUCUGCUAUCCCAGAAACUGAUGUGUGAAGCUAUCAGGGUUAUUUUAUUUAUCAUGUUGUUAAUUUAAAUCUUGUCUGUAAUCAGUAUUUCAUAUAUAAUUAUAGAUAUGUGCAGUGCAGAAGUGUGAACUCUGUCAGUAUUACCAGUAGUACUUCUAAAUGAUUGUUAUUUAUUUUCAUUGUUAUAAUUAAUUGCCUGUUAACAUGUACAUGCCCCCCGAGGGCCCUUGAUUGGUGAAUAAACUAAUAUAUAUAUAUCUAGCCAUGUCUAUAUUUCAUAACAUGAUUUUCAGGCAGAAUUUUUCUACAGGUCACUGAAAGUAUUUGGUCACCAUGGACUUUAACCCUCAGCCCUGGCAGACUAGUGCAGAGACUGAUCAACUGAUCCAAGACCUGUUCGCUGGUCACCACACUACUAAAG
This is a messenger RNA of Ostrea edulis (European flat oyster), 6958 nucleotides long. Its product is annotated as rRNA N6-adenosine-methyltransferase METTL5-like. Gene Ontology annotation, molecular function: rRNA (adenine-N6-)-methyltransferase activity; nucleic acid binding. The transcript is spliced from 2 exons. The record is from RefSeq and is a predicted model, not a curated record. The coding region runs from base 120 to 785 and encodes 221 amino acids. Gene Ontology annotation, biological process: rRNA methylation. NCBI's taxonomy places the organism in Eukaryota, Metazoa, Mollusca, Bivalvia, Ostreida, Ostreidae.